Messenger RNA from Dalotia coriaria, 745 nucleotides. RefSeq names its product mitochondrial ribosomal protein S23 (gene mRpS23). The transcript is spliced from 3 exons. Gene Ontology annotation, cellular component: ribosome; mitochondrion. The record is from RefSeq and is a predicted model, not a curated record. The coding region runs from base 118 to 639 and encodes 173 amino acids. Lineage: Eukaryota; Metazoa; Arthropoda; Insecta; Coleoptera; Staphylinidae. Gene Ontology annotation, biological process: translation. Gene Ontology annotation, molecular function: structural constituent of ribosome.
UUACCUCUUGCUAUGUAACCUCACAUCCAAAUCAUAAUUAAACGUGAAUUUAACCAAGAUUCUUAAGCAAAACGCAAGAAAUAACUAAGAUCAUUGUUAUACAAUUAGUUAAUAAUAAUGGCAAAUAGCAGAUUAGAAAAGAUCGGAACAAUUUACACUAGGACUCGAGGUUUAAUUCAGUCAGGAGCCUUACAAUACACUGAAAGGCCACUGUGGUUUGAUGUCUAUGAAGCUUUUCCACCCAAAGAAGAACCGCGUUAUGAUCGACCAGUGCCCAACAUGCAGAUUAAAGAAAUUUUCUAUGAAGCAGACAAAAUCAGAGCUCAGCUGCACAAAAAUCUAGGCAGAGUAGGAACAGUACAUCUACUGAAUCAACACACACCAAGUUUCACACAGAAAUUCAUUAAAACCUAUAAAAAACUAGAGGGUCAAUAUGGAGCAGGACAAUGUGAGUCUGAUCAGCUGUAUACAGAAGCAUUGGAUAUCCUGAAGAAGGAAAGGGAAGCACAAAUGGCUGAAAGCAAAGAUGAUCUUGAUGGUGCAUUGACCAGUGCAUUCAAGAGUGCCACUCAGGAGCAGAAUAAGAGUGCCAGUGGCACCCUGACAUCAGUAAAUGUCAAAGAUUUAUUUAAAGAUUAAUUUGUUUUAUUCUUAGAUAGAAACUAGUAAAUAAUUAGGCACUAUAAACAUGAAAACGCGUGGAUUUUGUUUGUGAAAUUUAUUAUGAAAAAUGAUUGCAACUUAA